Molecule: messenger RNA, 708 nt
Organism: Anopheles maculipalpis
Lineage: Eukaryota; Metazoa; Arthropoda; Insecta; Diptera; Culicidae
Exons: 3
Coding region: 1-708 (235 amino acids)
Source: RefSeq, a predicted model, not a curated record
AUGCUACGGUUCUCACUGUACCGUCUCGUGGUGAUGGUUUGUGUGGCAACCAUAAUCUACACAGCGAUACGCUGGUGUCAGAUCCUGUUCGGUCGGGCGGAUACCGAAAGUCAUCACUUUCAGCAUACCUGCAACAUGACCGAACUAUACCGGCAAGAGCUGGAACAUCUGUUCGAAAGAGUACACCGGCUGCUGGUACAGCACGGUCUCACGCACUUCCUCUGCUACGGUACACUCUGGGGACAGAUACGAAUGACCAAGAUGCUACCCUGGAGAGAGAAGGCCGAAUUCUGUGUGCUAAACGAUGAGCUGAUGCGUCACGAGGAGGCACGCUUCAUACGUAACUUCUACAGCAGCGAGCUACAGAUCCACUAUCUUCACUCGGAGGGCAUCUACAGGAUAUUCGCCAAAGAGCCCACAGUUGUACGGCAUGCGACGCCGUACGUGGAGCUGGUUGUAUUUCAGCUAGAUGAAACGCAAGGAAUGUACAAGCGGAUCGGCUGGAAGCGGCGCCUCUUACCACCGCACUGUGACUGGACACCGUCGUUGGAGUGUUUUCCCAUCAAUCUGCUACAGGGUACGCUACCGAAACGACCACUCGGACGGUACCACUACACCGUACCGAUGGGUGGUAUCGAGCUGCAAAAGUACCACUAUCCAGAUAAUUGGUGGAAGGAUGUGAAGGUUCGAAACUGCAAUCUGCAUUAA